Molecule: messenger RNA, 1055 nt
Organism: Felis catus (domestic cat)
Lineage: Eukaryota; Metazoa; Chordata; Mammalia; Carnivora; Felidae
Gene: CD1H11orf97
Product: chromosome D1 C11orf97 homolog
Exons: 5
Coding region: 300-731 (143 amino acids)
Cellular component (GO): ciliary base
Source: RefSeq, a predicted model, not a curated record
UUAGUAGAGAGUAAAAUAAAGACACUUUCAAACUGAUAGGACUUGGACAUUUUAUCUUCCAUAUACGAUUUCUCAAAAUGCUACUGGGGCCAGACUCCGCCAAAUAAGUAAUCGAUGCUCCCUAACUUCAGGGCCGCCCUGGGGGCGCGGGACACCUAGGGCCUUGGAGAAGCAAGCUGAGAACUUCUGCAGCCGCGAGGAUCCGCAGUCACUAUGGCAACCGGAGACGCCCGGCGUUCCCUAGGUAGCGCGCGGAGGAGCGGAGAAGGCCGGGGGCAGCCGGCGAAGAUCCCCGCGGCAUGAGGCGGGAGGAAGCGGUGGCGGUGACCUCGGUGGCGGCGCCGGAGCCGGGCCGCGACGGGGAACAGCCUCGGCCGCCGGCAGGACUAGGGUGCGGGGCGCGAGGGGAGCCCGGCGGCGGCGGACCCCAGGAGUCUUGCAAACAGUGGAAGAAAUUCUUGUAUUCAGAACCACAUAAGCGAAUUAAGGAAGUACUGGAAGAAGAACUUUAUAUUAAAAGAGACGAAUGCCACAUUAAAAACCCACCUGCAGUGGCCCUGGAAGGGAUUUGGAGCAUUAGAAGGAAUCUCCCUGUGGGAGUCUUGAAGCCAGGACUGCGGAGCAGAAACAGUAUGCUGCCACAAGCCAAGUACUAUUCGAGGCACGGAGGGCUGGGAAGUAAGAUCCGGACACUCCUGACUUCUGCUGAAGCCCCUGAGGGCGCCGAUUAGUUCACAGACCAGCGGAUAAGAUGAAUACAUUUUUCCAGCGAGAAGAAACUUCCUUCUCCUGAUGCCUGAAAAAACAAGAGCCCAAGCUUGUUUCACAGUUUAAGAUGUGUAAAAAAAAUGUAUAUUAGUCUGUAAUUCUAAUUAUUGGUAUUAAUUCCCCUCUAUAAAUUAAUCCGAGGCAAUGGAAGACUAUUGGCAAAGUUUGCUAAGCACCUGGAAACAAGGAAGAAGAAUAUUAUAUUUACUUUUAGUUGGCACAUUUGGAAUACAUUGAGUUGCUGAUUUAACUUAUUUUAUUAAAUGUGUGAAACAUGAUAAAACAAA